Pecten maximus is the source of this 2053-nucleotide messenger RNA. Its product is annotated as hepatocyte nuclear factor 3-gamma-like. The coding region runs from base 209 to 976 and encodes 255 amino acids. The record is from RefSeq and is a predicted model, not a curated record. Gene Ontology annotation, biological process: regulation of transcription by RNA polymerase II; cell differentiation; anatomical structure morphogenesis. The transcript has a single exon. Gene Ontology annotation, molecular function: DNA-binding transcription factor activity, RNA polymerase II-specific; RNA polymerase II cis-regulatory region sequence-specific DNA binding. NCBI's taxonomy places the organism in Eukaryota, Metazoa, Mollusca, Bivalvia, Pectinida, Pectinidae.
AUCAACUUCAAGGUAUAAAACUAGAUCUUUGAUAAGUCAUAGCUUAUUCUGUUAACAGAACUCUCAUAUAUAUCAACCACUUCAAAUCAUUAUUGCUGGCUAAGAUACAAGUGUAAAGCUACAUUGUGCUUGGAAGUCUUCGAAAGUGACCACGUGGCCUUCCUACUUCUGCAUUUGUACUUUCUGACGCACAGUGAAUACUUCAGACAUGAUUUCUCCAACAUUUUCCAUUGAUUACUUGACGAGCAAGGAAAGUCGCCGCGGACUGAGACAGAACAGUUCUGGAAGUGAAGACAGCCUACGACAUUCUCCCGUCCCGAGUAUUACUAAUAGCUCGAGCGGAUCAGAGUCGGAAAAUCCGGAAUCCAUGGUGAAAGUGCUUCUAUCUUUGGACAAAUCCAUGAAGGCGAGCAUAGGGGACACUUCCGAUGCAAAACCUGCACAGUCCUACAUAGCUUUGAUUUCCAUGGCGAUACUGAGUUGCCCGUCACAGAAAAUGCUACUGUGUGACAUCUACCAGUACUUCAUGGAUAAUUACAGUUUUUAUAACAACACUAAUAAGGCUUGGAGGAACAGUGUCAGACACAAUCUGUCUCUGAACGAAUGUUUUGUGAAGAGAGGACGCUCUGAAAACGGUAAAGGGAACUACUGGUCCAUUCAUCCAGCAUGCAUCGAGGACUUUUCCCGUGGUGAUUUCCGGCGUAGACAGGCCAGAAGGCGGGCAAGAAAGAGCAUGAAGGAGGUGCACGAUUCUAUUUCUGGUUUUAGAGACGGUAAGCUAUACGUCCCUAUGACGUCGUCUGCGGUUGGGUAUAACAAAAUGCCGUAUCCCUACGCUCAGAACGGAGUGAGUGACGGCGGUAGUGUCGGGAUCUCGCCGCCAACGUCCACCCCAUCGUUUUUCCAACAAACGCCGCCACCCGAGUUGCACCACAUCUCCCACCCGUAUCUAUCACAGAACAUGGCUGCCUGGUAGUGGGGAACGGCAAAAUAAACUAACUUUCUGUUACUGAACUGAUGGGCUUCAAAACAUCAUGCAUAUAUUGUGAUUUGCCUGUGGAUUUGUGCUAUGUAUAGUCUUUUUUCAUGUAAUCUUGUACAUAUAAUAUAAUAUUUAAUUUAAACACGAUGUCAAAUUAACAUUAUCAAUUCACUAUUUUGAAGUCUGAUAAUUGUACGCCUGAUUUUUUAUUGUUUGCACGAUGCUAUACAUACAUCGACGAAAUAGAUUAAUAUAUUUGACGGAAUAGAUUAAUAUAUUUUGCAAUAUUCUAUCAAAAUAGUCUUUGCUUGAAAAUCCUAAUAUUACAGGACAAUAAUGAUAAUAGUAGGAAGGGAGAAUGGCGAUUAUAUUGGAAAGCAUUCAUAGAUUUAUUAUGUUAUUUAACAAAGUUAAGCACUGAAACUCCAUUUUGACCUUUGUAACAAUCUGUUAUUAUCCAUUUUAUUUAUCUUUUUCUUUUAUUACGUCGAUGAAAGUUUGACAUAAUUGUUCGUACAAAUGAAUGUGUCGCUAAUUAUGCUAUGGCCGACUGGAGGUAGAUACUUUCGUUCUGUACGCGGAGGAACAAGAAACACAAAGCGAAGGACUUCAGAUUUGCUAGAAGUUACUGUAGAGAUAUUUAUCAUUUUGUUUUCUCCUAAUCAGAACAUGGACUUUGUUCCAUUCAGUUUUAUCGUAUUUUACACACAGCAUCGUUUUAUUGAUACGCAAAAUCUAAAAUUUUAAUCAGUUUAUUAUAAUAAUGAUUUUGAAAUUCAAUUUGAAUAUUUUUGAUUUUAAAAGAAAAGUUGCCAUUGUUUUUAAAACAGUAUUCCGUUUCAGUUAAUUGUUUAAUAUCGCAAUCAAUGUACUGAUUAAUUGAUUUAUGUACACUUUUCAAAUUGUUUAAAGAAAUUAGGUAGAAAUAUAUAUAUAUAUGUUUGAAUUGUUAAUUAAUAUUAUCAUAAUAUAUUGUGCAAUAUUUUUUCUACACUGAUACAAGUUUUAAACUACUUGCCUUUUCUGAAAAAAUACAUGUUUCAAUUGAAAUAAUAAAUGUUAUUGAGCAAA